UAGAGAGACGCAACACAGAUCUUGCGCUGAUCGCGCUCGUGAAACAAACAAACAAACCAAAAAAAAAAAAAAAAAAAAAAAAAGAAGAAAAAAAAGAAAAAACGGACUUAGUGGGGGACACGGCUCUGCUUCACUUUUUGGGGACAGUACCACCAUGGAUGCCUUGCGAGCAGUCGCCUUUUCCACGCUCUUCAUUUUCCUGUGGAGUUUACCGUGUUGCCAGUCAGCUGCGCUUAAAUCAUCCAGAAGGAGCAAGGGUGCACGGAGCGCAUAUGAUGGACAAAGGUCACCCAAAAUUCUUAAAGAGAUUUUCACAUCCUCCCCGGUUGCGAGUCGUCGGGAUGAUUAUUUAAAGGACCCGGUUGUGCCCCACGAUUACAUGAUAUCUAUAUACAGGACUUAUUCCGCCGCUGAAAAACUUGGGCUCAAUGCAAGUUUUUUCCGCUCUUCAAAGUCUGCAAACACCAUAACGAGUUUUGUAGACAGGGGAAAAGACGAUCUCAUGCUUUCUCCUUUGCGAAGACAAACGUAUCUGUUUGAUGUCUCAACUCUCUCCGACAAAGAGGAGCUGGUCGGCGCUGAGUUAAGGAUUUUCCGAAAAGCGCCUGGGGAUUUCCUACCGUUGCCGUCAGGCGUCUACCACCUUCAUUUGCUCUCAUGUCGAUCAGAGAGGCCACUGGGCUCCAGGUCCCUUGAUCUCCAGGAUUCUCGAAAACAAGAAUGGGAGGUUCUGGACGUAUGGGGGAUUUUUAAAAACAGGAAUCUUCACGCAGCCCAGGGGAAUCAGCUUUGUCUCCAGCUCAAGGUGACGUAUGGCAAAUCUGACACGGAAAUCGACCUUAAGCAACUGGGUUUCCACAGACACGGUCGAACGAUGCAGGAAAAGGCGAUAUUGGUGGUUUACACACGGUCUAGGAAGAGGGAGAACUUGUUCAAUGAGAUGAAAGAGCAGAUCAAGUCUCGGGGAGAGCAGCAGCAGGAGGAGGAGGAGGAGGAGGAGAGCGGCCUGCAGUUUAAAGCGCGGCGCAGACGGAGAACUGCGCUAAAUACCAGUCGUCACGGGAAAAGACAUGGCAAAAAGUCCAAAUCGAGAUGCAGCAAAAAGGCGUUGCAUGUCAAUUUCAAAGAGCUGGGCUGGGACGACUGGAUCAUCGCGCCCCUGGAUUACGAAGCCUAUCACUGCGAGGGCGUGUGCGAUUUCCCGUUGAGGUCGCACCUGGAGCCGACCAACCAUGCCAUCAUUCAAACGCUCAUGAACUCCAUGGACCCGAACAGCACACCGCCGAGCUGUUGCGUUCCCACAAAACUCAGCCCCAUCAGUAUACUGUAUAUAGACUCGGGUAACAAUGUCGUGUACAAACAGUACGAGGACAUGGUGGUCGAACAGUGUGGAUGUAGGUAGCGAAUCACACAAACAAGACUUUGGCACAAAGGCAAGAAAAAUUUGACGUGAGGCUAAAUGAACCUGACCAGAAAGAAGCAAAACAAAAAGACGCGUUUUGCCGCAUUCUUACCUAUGCAAAAGGGAUUGUCCAUUCUUCCAGACAUUUCUGACUAUUUAAAUGAUCUCCAAAUUAUCAACUACAAAUAGGCCACCAUUCAUGUUUGUUGCAACUGGGCAUGCAUUGUUUCUCUAAUAAUUGGGAGGGAAAAUAAUAAUAUUUCGUUACACAAAAAAAUACAAAAAAUAAAAUAAAUGAUGAUAAUAAUAAUUAAUAAAAAAAAAAAAAAAAAACUCGUCUGUUAGACAGGUAGCCUAUUUAAAAAAAGGCCAGAUUUAGUGCGCAACCGCACGGAUAGGAUUCACGGAGGAUAAUGUUACACCAUUAUCAGCGUGGACUCAGAAGAAUGGGGAGACGGGCACCUGUUCAAACGGGAAAUGUUCUCAGUCACUCUGUUAUAAGGUCUAGUUAUACUGAAUGUUUAAUGGAUAAUGAUAUAUGGGUAAGACGCCGUGUCGCUCUCCUCCACCUUUAACAAUGCCCUGGAAACGCUUUAUUACGACCACCGGAUGCGUUAUCAAAUCAUAUUCUGCUUUUUGGGCAAAGGUGAAUGUACCAAACACGAUGAAAAGCAAUUUCUGCUUCUUCCGUUUGACUGCACGUGAGCGAAUCUUGUGGCGCGCGCUUACUAGGGAGAGAAAAAUAAUUGAUUGUUGCUUUAAAGGUAAAUGAGGAGCAUCGGACAGUGUUCUUGAGUAAACUGCCUGGACAUUUGACCACUGGUCACGAAGCCUGCAUAAAUCCACAAAAAUGUCAUUUUGUACUUUCAGGGUGGAAUUGACAAGCAAAGACACUCACCUGAGAUGACAAAAAUGGAAAUCCAUCAACGUUUGCAUCUUUACAAAAUGCACUUCCACAACAGCGAACUGUCUUAAGGAGCGAGGAAGGAGCGUUUUUUUGCCCCGACCUAUUGACUGACUAGGAAAAGAGAGAGAGAGAGAGAGACUCACAAGCGAGAUUACUAUAUUUAAAUGCACAUUAGCUUUGAAUGCACUGUUGUUCAUUAUUUGAGCUGUAAAUAUUUUGUAAGUAAAACCUAAAGUGCAACGUAUGAAGAAAUGAAACAAACACAUUUCUUUGUUAAUGUACAUUCAAAAUGCACUCAAAUCGCUAUAAUUUCUAUUCUAUAAUUAUUUUAUUAUUUGUGAUGUACAGAGUUCCAUGAUAAUCGUGUAUUUCUUACGCUGAUGAAACAAAAAUUAAUUUAAAAUGUAUUCGUUAUUGCUGAGGGUGGAAAUACCAUUAUCGAUGUCUACCUCAUAAUUGCAUAGAAUCUGUUCUGAGGUGCAUUCAA
Messenger RNA from Myxocyprinus asiaticus (Chinese sucker), 2796 nucleotides. RefSeq names its product growth/differentiation factor 6-A-like. The record is from RefSeq and is a predicted model, not a curated record. NCBI's taxonomy places the organism in Eukaryota, Metazoa, Chordata, Actinopteri, Cypriniformes, Catostomidae. Gene Ontology annotation, cellular component: extracellular region. The coding region runs from base 155 to 1402 and encodes 415 amino acids. The transcript is spliced from 2 exons. Gene Ontology annotation, biological process: BMP signaling pathway; SMAD protein signal transduction. Gene Ontology annotation, molecular function: cytokine activity; growth factor activity.